This is a messenger RNA of Suillus clintonianus, 1312 nucleotides long. RefSeq lists its product as uncharacterized. The coding region runs from base 351 to 1235 and encodes 294 amino acids. The record is from RefSeq and is a predicted model, not a curated record. The transcript has 8 exons. Lineage: Eukaryota; Fungi; Basidiomycota; Agaricomycetes; Boletales; Suillaceae.
CAUGGACCCAAUUGCCAUGCAAAGUUACUUAUCGGCUCACUGGCAGGCCGUAGCACUCCAUAGUUCAUAUCUACGUGCCCUGAUAAGAAAUUUCCGAAUAACGAAAUAUCCGACAUGCAUCGUUCUAUCUGACCUGAUCAGUCACUUCGAGGUUAACGUGAUUCUUGGUCAACCAAGCGCUCACCACUGGCAGUCGGCAAUUGUUAUGUUCUUAUAAUCCUCCUGCAAAAGACACAGGCUUGUUCUCCUUGCUCUCCGGACGUUUCAUCUUCAAGCAUAAAUCUUUGUAUAUCAGCAAGGAAGUUAGCGUGACACAUCACACCAGCUUCUGUCAUUUGUAGUGCUAUUCAAUGGAUCCCCCAAAGUCCAAAACGACAAUUCGAAUAUCCACGAAUCUAGGUCCUGCAAGCCAAUUCGAGGACUCGCUCAUGACCGUGAUCGAGCUGAAGGGCAGGACGCAUAGUGAAAGGGGCGAGCAUUAUCUGCAAUUAUCGUUGGUAGCCUUGAAAGAGCUGGCUGGCUUGCUGGAGGACGAGCGCCUCUCAGCAAAAGACAAAGCUACCUUCAAUCGAGCUUAUAUCGCUGGUAGGGAUCGAUAUGAUGAUGUGAAAAUAAUCAGAGACAGGCUUCUGGCGCAAAAGAAAUCCUUUCGAAUGUUCAUCGUUAACCUGUUCGUUCGCGAGUCGGAAGCGAAGCAUUUUCAUAAAGUCUCGUAUCGGAAUUUUUCGUCUAUCAAAAGGACUUCGGAAGACCUGAACAGACUGCUACUCCCGGAUAAGAAUGAUAUCCUUGCCACAUCAGGAAGCGCCAGUGAAUCUGCGCAAGCUCACGGCGACGUUUCUGUUUGCGAAGAGAGUCCGUGUGAUGUGGUAGAAGGUAAUAUUUCAGUCAGAGAUCUUCCUCCGAAUGAAACCCUCCGAGGCAUUAAUGUGGAUGUACAUACGGAACAGGAGGCCAACGAGGUCCUCGCGACGUUGAACCGAUUCAACCAAAGCACGAUAUCCGAGGAAGAAGCCGGAGAAUCAGAUGAUGAUCGAACCAUCAGAGCCCCGAUCUCGCAAAGCAGACCGUCGUCCCCUAGCCCCAGCUUCACGAUCAUAUACAAUUAUAAUGUUUACAGCCACAGUGUGGUAUCUGUUGAUUCAGAAGUGACAGGAACAACCAUUAACAGCGGGGUAAAUGGAGGGGUUGGCUCUGCUAUUGAUGCCAAUAAGUCACUAGCUCCAUUGGAUUGAUUUGCAGGUUGUAGCAUGUUGGUCAUGCCUAGUCUGCAGCGCUGUACCAGUAAUAUAUCAUUGAUUAGAUAUUUAGG